GUCAAGCAGUUUUUCUUUAAAUCUUUUUAAACAAACCCUAGCAUUGACUGGUUCUCUGUAAAUCUUUUUAAACAAACCCUAGCAUUCCUUCCAGUAAUUUCACAAUUUCGCUUCAUUUCCACAGCUCUGAACACGACGAAUUUCAUAUUCUUGGUGAUUGCUUCGACCUAUUGGAAGUUUAAGAUGUUGUGUUUGUAGAUGUUCACAUCUUGAAGACGACUCUUGUUGCCUAAAGGAGGUUUUCUCACCAACUUUAUCUGUUGCAAUCCUCAUUGUUGGUCUUUUUGAAUCUGGUUGAUGGGGACACUUCAGAUGAAUGAUACUGGUCCUGUGACCAAUGGACUGGUUUUAUUAGAUAAUCAUGUUCAAGAUAAGAGUAAGCAAAUUAGGGAUGGGGUCAUAGGCAAGCAACAUGCCCUUUCAGAGGAGGAUGAGUCAAGGCUUAAUGAUGAUCUGGAAGAUGUAAACGAUGGAAAGACCAAAGAAGUUCAAGUCCAGGCCAAUGGGCAGGCUAUCCAGCAUAGACCACAACAGCAGCCUCAUAGACCUCUGGUUUGCUGGGAGAGGUUUCUACCUCUAAGAUCUUUGAAGGUUCUACUGGUGGAAAAUGAUGACUCAACUUGCCAUGUUGUCUGUGCGUUACUUCGAAAAUGUGGCUAUGAGGUGACUGCUGUAUCAAAUGGUCUACAAGCUUGGAAGAUACUGGAAGACCUAACUAAUCAUAUCGAUCUGAUUUUAACUGAGGUGGUCAUGCCUUGUUUGUCAGGCAUUGGCCUUUUAGGCAAGAUAAUGAACCACAAAACUUGCAAGACUAUUCCAGUGAUUAUGAUGUCAUCUCAUGAUUCAAUGAGUAUAGUCUUUAAGUGUUUGUCCAAGGGUGCAGUUGACUUUUUAGUGAAGCCUAUCCGAAAGAAUGAGCUUAAAAACCUUUGGCAACAUGUUUGGAGGAAAUGCCACAGCUCUAGUGGUAGUGGAAGCGAAAGUGGCAUCCAAACUCAAAAGUCCACCAAAUCAAAAAGUGCUGAAGAGUCAGGCAACAAUAAUGGCAGCAAUGAUGAGGAUGACGUGGGAAGUGUUGGUUUGAAUGUUCGCAAUGGAAGUGAUAAUGGAAGUGGCACUCAGAGCUCCUGGACAAAGAGAGUGGUAGUAGUUGACAGUCCCUGCCCAGCAUCACCAUGUGAUCAGUUAGCUGAACUUGCUGAUAGCACCUGUGCCCAGGUUAUCCAUUCGAGGCCCAAAGCAUUCAAUAACAACUGGGCAGUGACUGCAACAAGGGACCAUGAAGGAAGGGUUGAUGAAUUUGACAAUGAUCUGAUGGGCAAGGACUUGGAGAUUGGUGCACCUAGAUGUACAAAUUUGCAGCUCGAAGUUCCAAGUGAAAAUAUAAUGACCAAUAUAGCAGGUGCUGCAAAAGAUAAAUUAUCUGCCAAAAACCCUGAGACGGAUGAUGAAAAACUAGACAAAGGAGAAUUGAAGCUCAACAGUGAGAAAGCAAGUGGUGAAUUGAGCAACCAAGCUGCUGAUCUCAUAGGUUCCAUCGCCAGUAAUGCUGAACCUCAGAUAGAAAGUGCAGUUUUUGACAUCCCAAGUGGUCUCUCCAAGGUCUCUGACGCAAGAGAUAAAGUCAUCUAUGAUGCUAAAGAAAUUCCUUCCCUUGAGCUGAGUUUAAAGAGGUUGAGAGAUGUUGGAGAUACUGGGACCCAUGUCAAUGAACGGAAUGUUUUGAGACAUACAGACCUUUCAGCCUUCUCUAGGUAUAAUUCUGGUUCAAACGCUAAUCAGGCUCCCACUGCGAACGUAGGUAGCUGUUCUCCACUUGAUAAUAGUUCAGAGGCAGCCAAAACAGAUUCAAUGAAGAAUUUUCAAUCUAAUUCUAAUAGCAUGCCCCCAAAUCAGGGUUCCAAUGGGAGUAGUAACAAUAAUGACGUGGGUUCAACCACGAAUAAUGCCUUCACUAAACCAAUGGUGUUCAGUGAUAAGCCAACACCUAAAUCUUCAAUCAAACCUUUUCAUCCCUCUUCUGCUUUCCAACCAAUGCAGAAUGGCCACAUCUCUGCCCCUCAGCCUAUAAUUCAAGGUGAGGGUGAUACUGCAAAACCUAACAUGAAUUUGGUUCAAGCAAGGGGUGUGAAUCAGCAGGUACAAGUGCAGCACCACCAUCACCAUUAUCAUCAUCACCACCAUCAUGUCCACAAAACUCCCAAGCAUCAGCAACCUGGUAACCAUGAUGAUAUCUCUUUGCAAAAUAUGGCAGCAACAGCAGCUCCCCAAUGUGGAUCGUCCAAUCUAUCGGGUGAACCCCAUCUGGAAGGCAAUUUUUACAGUUUGAAUGGAAGUGCCUCUGGAAGCGACCAUGGGAGCAAUGGACAGAAUGGAGGUGGUCCCACUAUAAACACUAGAAUGAUAAAUGCUGAAAUUGAAAAUGGAAUAUCUGAGAAAGGUGGAGCUGGUGGUGGAAUUGGAUUUAGGAGCGGGACUGGAGUUGAUCAAAACCGUUUCACACAAAGAGAAGCUGCUCUGAACAAAUUCCGCCAGAAAAGAAAAGAAAGAUGCUUCAUGAAGAAGGUUCGAUAUUACAGUAGGAAGAAACUGGCUGAACAGAGACCACGUGUACGCGGACAGUUUGUGCGACAGGUGCCUGGUAACAAUGACAGGGACACACAUUGCUGACCCCUACCUGUUCUUGCAUUCAUAUGGAAUUCUUUAAAUCAGACAGGAGGCGAGCAUUCAGAUGCCACUCUGCAGAAUGGUAUAUACAUCUAUAGUGGUAAAGAGUUAGUUAUGACCAAAGACUGAAUUUGUUAUUUAAGUAUGGAACUGUAUUGUAUUAACCAUAUCGGUACUCCUCCUACUUCUAUUUAUUACUAGUCUACCACGACUAGUCCUGCAGAGAAGUAACCCCCGACACUCUAACAGGGUCUCCUUAUCCUCCUCCAAUAAACUACCUAUGCUGCACUUUGUUGUUUGUUAAAAGACUUCCGCAAGUGUGUUCUUAAUAAAGCAUGUGUUUAUUC
Messenger RNA from Rubroshorea leprosula, 3014 nucleotides. The record is from the annotation of a GenBank genome assembly. Lineage: Eukaryota; Viridiplantae; Streptophyta; Magnoliopsida; Malvales; Dipterocarpaceae.